Messenger RNA from Penicillium oxalicum, 2424 nucleotides. Its product is annotated as putative C6 finger domain protein. Gene Ontology annotation, molecular function: zinc ion binding; DNA-binding transcription factor activity, RNA polymerase II-specific. The record is from RefSeq and is a predicted model, not a curated record. Gene Ontology annotation, cellular component: nucleus. Lineage: Eukaryota; Fungi; Ascomycota; Eurotiomycetes; Eurotiales; Aspergillaceae. The transcript has 4 exons. The coding region runs from base 1 to 2424 and encodes 807 amino acids.
AUGAACUCUCGAGAACAGUCUGACAUGCCUCCGGGGCCCUCGUACCCAUCACCCAACGGGGCGCAGAUGGCGCAGGGCACGAUGCCGUAUUACGGGAAUCGCCAGAUGACUGCCGACGAGCUACUCUCUGCAGAGCUCUCGCGCGAGACUUCGGGACCAGGGCUAGGAGACGGAUCGAAUAAUGGCGUACACCACAGUCAAGGAAUGGUGAUGGGCUCUUCGAAUGCGGGGGAUAUGGGACGCGCUCCGAAUGAUGAACAACAUCAGCAUCAGCACAUGCUGCAGUUCCCCCCCAGCCAGCAGGUCGGUGUCGAUCCCAACCACGACCUUAGCUACGGUGAACAGAGCGCGCGCAAGCGAUCCAAGAUUUCUAGGGCAUGCGAUGAGUGUCGGCGCAAGAAGGUCAGAUGUGAUGCCAGCUCGGAGACUGGCCUCGAAACCUGUUCCAAUUGUCGGCGAUUGGGGGUAGUGUGCCAGUUCAGUCGCGUGCCCAUGAAACGAGGACCCAGCAAAGGAUAUAUCAAAGAACUCGCCGAGCGCCUUCACACCCUCGAGAGCCAGAUGCAACCUGGAAUGGUUCAGCCUGAUGUGCCCUACCAAUCGAUGAACGAGGUGUCUUUGCCCCGAGGCUAUCAGGACUUUGCAUCGCCAGUCGACCCCGGCUCGGCCAGUCGCAAGCGCACCUAUUCUGUUUUUGAGGGUCUUCCGAGCUCUUCUUUUGCUCAGCCCACUUUCAACGGGCGGGCAUCUCAGAAUGCCUUCGACACACCGGAGGCGACGGCCGACCCUUUCCACCCCACAGUGACGGCCGGCAGCGCUCCAAAACCGGGCAAUCUUUUCUGGAACCCAUCUGGAAAUGAACAGGAGCUUCCCAGUGGUCUAGAUUUGGCCGGCCUUCCGAGACAUGAAGGAGAUGACGAUAUGUCGCCAGUGAGCCUGGAUGAGGGUGCUCUUGAGGCAUACUAUCAGAAAGUUCACACACUGCUGCCAAUACUGCCGCACACCCGAGAGCGCACUCUGGAGCUCCUACAUCAAUGCAAUCGCGAAGCCCAGGAGAUUUUCUGCCAUGCCUUGUAUGCCGUCACUCGGACCGACAUGACCCGGGUCGCGGGUAAUUUUGAAAGAGUCACAUCGUUCGACAGCGCGCAGGAUCUUUUGCUGUACCACACGCGUCAAUCUUUCUUGAUUCACUCCUCAGCAGUCAACCUGGUCUGGCUGCAGACUCUGAUCUUGAUGAUCAUCGAUUGCGACUCACGGGGCCCGGAUAACUUUGUCCUGAAAGAUGGUGUCUCCAAGCCAACCUUGGUGCAGGCCGCGUCCAAACUUGGAUAUGAUCUGGCCAAAAGCCACGGCCAGCUCAAAAGCAAACGGAUGACGGAUGUGGAUGUUGACUCGGAAGCAAACUUGAUCCGACGGAGCUGGGUCUCAUUUAUUGUUUUGGCUCGUUGGUAUGCCAUCAGUGUGGCCGACGCCACUGUCGUUGCUGGGCAAGAAAUUGGCGGCCGGGACGACGACCGAGUCGUGGGCCAAAUUACCACCGGAGUCGCUUCUUAUUCCUCCUUUCUGUCGGAGAUCGUCACUCUCGCCACCGUCGAAAGCAAUAUUUGUCAGACAAACACCGGCCUGGGCCGCAUGGUAGGAGCCAAUCUGGUAGCUUCGCUUGAGCGCCUGGCAGGAUUGGAAGACAUCUUCAACGUCCAUGAAAUGCCCGAAAGCACAACUCGCCCGCUUUACGAAAGCCUUCAGUCUCAGCUGUAUUGGACCGUCCGCCUUCUCAUCAAGCGACACGUUUUCGUCUUUAGUCCGUAUGAGAUCAUUUACUGCGCACAAGAGGUGGUCAAUGAAUUGCAGAAAGCAACGAUUCAAAAUCGACCCGCCACUCCCUUUGACCUACACAGUCUGGCACUUGCUUCCAUGACUCUGUUGGAGGCGACGGUUCUGCCUGAAUUCAGCGGGGAAUGCUGGGCCGCGCUUGAGAAAGUUGAAGAAAUCCUCGAUCGCCGAUCGAAACGGUUGGUGGAAGCAUCAGAGUUUGGAAACGUCUUUGCCACCCCUGGUUGGGAUGCAAAAAUCCGUGUAUUCUUGGAGUGGCGUCGUGCAAAGUCGCAGGAGUCACUCCUCCACGAGGUUGGCGGCACGCAAAAAAGUGUGGCCGGUGCGCAUCCCCCCGUCAUGGGUCCAAACGAGCAGCGCUCCCUUCAGCAUCUCGCUGAUCUGGCAGUGGGCGCGGAGGGAUCAGUUGGUCAUACCGCGACAUCCCCACCACCGGGUCUAUCGGUGGACCAAAGCGAGUCUUCGCCCAAUCUUGCACCCCAGCUCGCGCAGGGAGGAGGAAAUGGACGCGUUGUGGUGGAUUUCAGCAUGUUGACAAAGGAGGGGUACCUGAACGUCUUUUCUGGCCUGAUCUAUCGUCGCACCCGUUAA